Dioscorea cayenensis subsp. rotundata (Guinea yam) is the source of this 2372-nucleotide messenger RNA. RefSeq names its product heat shock protein 81-1. Gene Ontology annotation, biological process: protein folding; cellular response to heat; protein stabilization. NCBI's taxonomy places the organism in Eukaryota, Viridiplantae, Streptophyta, Magnoliopsida, Dioscoreales, Dioscoreaceae. The record is from RefSeq and is a predicted model, not a curated record. Bases 93 to 2192 code for a protein of 699 amino acids. Gene Ontology annotation, cellular component: cytosol; plasma membrane; perinuclear region of cytoplasm. Gene Ontology annotation, molecular function: ATP hydrolysis activity; ATP binding; ATP-dependent protein folding chaperone. The transcript has 4 exons.
UAACCCUCAAACCCUAGAUCCAUCUCGUUCGCCUCUCUUUGCUUUUAUCGUUCCCAAAUUUUCUCUUCAAACCCUAGCUCUAGAUCACAGCAAUGGCCGACACUGAGACGUUUGCUUUCCAGGCGGAGAUCAACCAGCUUCUCAGCCUCAUCAUCAACACCUUCUACUCCAACAAGGAGAUUUUUCUCCGUGAACUCAUCUCCAACUCUUCCGAUGCACUGGACAAGAUCAGGUUUGAGAGUUUGACAGAUAAGAGCAAGCUCGAUGCGCAGCCGGAGCUCUUUAUCCACAUUGUUCCUGACAAGGCCACCAAUACACUAAGCAUCAUUGAUAGUGGUAUUGGAAUGACAAAGUCUGAUCUUGUCAACAACCUUGGUACCAUUGCAAGGUCUGGAACAAAAGAAUUCAUGGAGGCACUUGCUGCUGGUGCGGAUGUGAGCAUGAUUGGUCAGUUUGGUGUUGGGUUUUAUUCAGCCUACCUUGUUGCUGAGAGGGUGGUUGUGACGACCAAGCACAAUGAUGAUGAGCAGUAUGUGUGGGAGUCCCAGGCUGGUGGGUCUUUCACUGUGACCAGAGAUACAUCCGGGGAGAAUCUGGGAAGGGGCACCAAGAUCACUCUCUUUCUCAAAGAGGAUCAGCUGGAGUAUCUUGAGGAACGCCGCCUGAAGGAUCUUGUCAAGAAACACUCUGAAUUUAUCAGCUACCCCAUCUCCUUGUGGAUUGAGAAGACCACUGAGAAGGAGAUCUCUGACGAUGAAGAUGAGGAGGACAAGAAAGACGAGGAAGGGAAGGUGGAGGAUGUUGAUGAGGAGAAGGAGGAGAAGGAAAAGAAAACGAAGAAGAUCAAAGAAGUGUCACAUGAAUGGUCCUUGGUGAACAAGCAAAAGCCAAUCUGGAUGAGGAAACCAGAAGAAAUCACCAAGGAGGAGUAUGGCGCAUUCUACAAGAGCCUCACCAAUGACUGGGAGGAGCACCUUGCAGUGAAGCACUUCUCUGUGGAGGGCCAGCUUGAGUUCAAGGCAGUCCUGUUUGUCCCCAAAAGGGCGCCAUUUGAUUUGUUUGAUACAAGGAAGAAGCCCAACAACAUCAAGCUGUAUGUGCGUCGGGUUUUCAUCAUGGAUAACUGUGAGGAACUGAUGCCGGAGUAUUUGAGCUUUGUAAAGGGAAUUGUGGACUCUGAGGACCUUCCCCUCAACAUCUCUAGGGAGACACUUCAGCAGAACAAGAUCCUUAAAGUUAUCCGCAAGAACCUCGUGAAGAAGUGUGUCGAGCUCUUCUUUGAGAUUGCAGAGAACAAGGAAGAUUACAAUAAGUUCUACGAGGCUUUCUCCAAGAAUCUCAAGUUGGGCAUUCAUGAGGAUUCACAAAACAAGGCGAAGCUGGCGGAGUUGCUGAGGUACCACUCGACAAAGAGCGGGGAGGAGAUGACAAGCCUCAAGGAUUAUGUGACAAGGAUGAAGGAUGGACAGAAUGACAUCUACUACAUCACCGGUGAGAGUAAGAAAGCUGUUGAGAACUCUCCAUUCCUUGAGAAGCUGAAAAGGAAGGGCUAUGAGGUGCUGUACAUGGUUGAUGCCAUUGACGAGUAUGCUGUUGGGCAAUUGAAGGAGUUCGAGGGGAAGAAGCUUGUUUCAGCAACCAAGGAAGGACUGAAGCUGGAUGAAAGUGAGGAUGAGAAGAAAAAGAAGGAAACACUUGUCCAGAAGUUUGAAGGGUUGUGCAAGGUAAUCAAGGAUGUGCUUGGUGACAAAGUAGAGAAGGUUGUAGUUUCUGACCGUGUUGUGGACUCACCGUGCUGCCUGGUGACUGGUGAGUAUGGCUGGACUGCAAACAUGGAGAGGAUUAUGAAGGCACAAGCUCUGAGGGACUCGAGCAUGGCUGGGUACAUGUCAAGCAAGAAGACAAUGGAGAUCAACCCGGAGAAUCCAAUCAUGGAGGAGCUGAGGAAACGGGCGGAUGCUGACAAGAACGACAAGUCUGUCAAGGACCUCGUCCUGCUGUUAUUCGAAACCUCUCUUUUGACCUCCGGCUUCAGCCUGGAUGAUCCAAAUACCUUUGGCAACAGGAUUCACAGGAUGCUUAAGCUCGGUUUGAGCAUCGAUGAUGAUGAUUCUACUGCUGAUGCUGACACUGACAUGCCUCCUCUUGAGGAAGCUGAAGCUGAGGAGAGCAAGAUGGAAGAGGUUGAUUAAAUUGGUUACUGAUCUUUCAUCCAAAUUAUAGAACUUUUACUCUUGCUACAUGUUUUUGUCUUGAAUUAUUUAAGAGUAAUCAGACAAUUAUCUAAUUAGUUCCUUGUUUGCUGGCUUCUUCUGUUUUAAGAAGACUUGUUUUGUUAUUUAUGAGAAUGUCUUUGUGAACUAUUAGUUUCA